This is a messenger RNA of Phialemonium atrogriseum, 2093 nucleotides long. RefSeq lists its product as uncharacterized. Gene Ontology annotation, cellular component: mitochondrial outer membrane. Lineage: Eukaryota; Fungi; Ascomycota; Sordariomycetes; Cephalothecales; Cephalothecaceae. Gene Ontology annotation, biological process: cyclic threonylcarbamoyladenosine biosynthetic process. Gene Ontology annotation, molecular function: ubiquitin-like modifier activating enzyme activity; tRNA threonylcarbamoyladenosine dehydratase activity. Bases 383 to 1906 code for a protein of 507 amino acids. The record is from RefSeq and is a predicted model, not a curated record. The transcript is spliced from 3 exons.
GAUAUAUCCCAUAGAUGUGGCUAGGAGGAGGAGUGCUAGGAUCGCUGCGAGAAACCUGCCGCCAAGUGAAAGAAUACAAGCUGUAUUUCACCACGAUUUGAGCAGAAAUUCCCGACUCGACCGUUUAUUCUCGUCAGGAUGCAGGCAGGGGUGGUUCGGGUGGGUAACCAAUUAACCUUAACUUCAAGGUUUCCAUGUCUUCUCGGGCUAGUCUAGAAGGGGUAAGAUGCUAGUGGGGGCUAUGGGGGUUAACUUUCGUUGCUUGGUUCUUUAAACAAAAUCUUGCGAGAACACAGGGUUUCGGCGGGCAGAGAUGAAGUGAACCAGCAAGAAUUGCAUCCUCUCGCCGCCAAUUAGCCACGCCGACUAUUCAAUCGACAAUAUGGGCUUCCUCUCUCAACACUCCACCAACCACAACUUCCAACUCGCCACCACCGCCGUCGUCUCCGUGGCAGUCGGAGCCGCCGCGAUCCUCGGCCUGCAGCACCUCCAACGAGAAGCCCGCGUCUCCCGCCUCAAGCGCUCCAUCCCGGCCCCCGAUGACGACGGUCAGCAUGUUGCCUCGCCCCCGCCGGGCGCCCUGCCGAACCCAGACAAGGAGGACGUCCGCAACGCGGUGCUGGCGCGGCGCGCCCUGGCCGGCGACUUCGACGACGAGCUGGUCCUCGAGCAACUGGCGCGCAACCGCGUCUUCCUGACCCCCGAGGGGCUCGGCCGGCUGAGGGGCGCCCGGGUCGUGGUCGUCGGCUGUGGCGGCGUGGGCUCGCACUGCGCCGCCGCGCUCGCCCGCUCGGGCGUCGGCUCGCUGCGCCUCGUGGACUUCGACCAGGUCACGCUGAGCUCGCUCAACAGGCACGCCGUCGCGACGCUCGCCGACGUGGGGCUGCCCAAGGUGCAGUGCCUGCAGCGCCGGCUGGUGGCCAUCACGCCGUGGGUGGCUUUCGACCUGAGACUGGAGAAGUUCGACGGUCGGAGCGCGGCGCGGUUGCUGGGGCCGUGGGACGGGGAAGGGGGUUCCAAAGGGGGGAUGCCGGACUUUGUGGUCGAUGCGAUCGACAAUAUCGACACAAAGGUCGAGCUUCUAAAAUACUGCCACGAUCACAAACUCCCGGUCAUAUCGGCCAUGGGCGCCGGUUGCAAGAGCGACCCGACCAAGGUCACGGUGGGCGACAUCGGUACCAGCACCUGCGAUGGUCUCUCUCGGGCCACACGGCGGCGGCUCAAGCUGCAGGGUGUCACGAGCGGAAUCCCGGUCGUCUACUCGACCGAGACCGCGGGAGAAGGGAAGGCAGAACUGCUUCCUCUCCCGGAAGACGAGUUUAAAAAAGGAACAGUCGGGGACCUCGGAGUUCUGCCCGAUUUCCGCGUGCGAAUUCUGCCGGUCUUGGGAACAAUGCCGGCAGUGUUCGGAUACACUGUUGCAAACCAUAUCAUUUUACAAAUUACCGGCUACCCAAUUGACUACAUUCCCUUCAAGGGGCGGGACAAGAUGUACGAUUCAAUCCUGGGCGUUGUCCAGAGCAGCGAGGAGAAGAUUGUACGAGCGAGCGAGGGCGGGCCACCCGAACUGGCCGUUGGGCUCAAGAUCCCCGUAACCGUGGGAGACGUUGCGUUCUUGGUCGAGGAAGUGUACAGGGGCAAAAGCGCGGUCAGCGGGAUCCCGACAAGGUUGGUGCUGAUCAGAUGGCCGAAGCCAAAACAAAGCACCUUGAUCAAGAUCGAAGAACAGAAAUCUUCCGACCUUAGACUACGGGACCUGGUCUGCAUGACCAAGGAGGAAGCCGCCAGGCACCAGAGGGAGGUGCUUCUGGGCGACAAGGCGCUCAGUGAUAUUUACGAUGCCGACACAAUAGAGCGUGUCGAGGCAAAGCUGAACGAGGCCGAAGCAUUUGAAAGGUACCGAUGAAACAUGACCAUUUGCAUCUGGGUUAGGAAGGGGAUCGCCUCAGUUCUGGGGAGAUGAGUUUGGCAAUACAGACGGACAUCUGUUGCUGUUUGGCAUAUCCCUAGUCUGGUUCAGCCUCAUCGCAUUUGGAUACCAAGAGUCGAACAAUGCUGUUAUGUUAGCUGUCUACGGGGAUCUCGGCAUGAUG